Cantharellus anzutake is the source of this 963-nucleotide messenger RNA. RefSeq lists its product as uncharacterized. The transcript has 6 exons. NCBI's taxonomy places the organism in Eukaryota, Fungi, Basidiomycota, Agaricomycetes, Cantharellales, Hydnaceae. The record is from RefSeq and is a predicted model, not a curated record. The coding region runs from base 1 to 963 and encodes 320 amino acids.
AUGGCACCUUACAACGCCAAAACAACUGCCGAAGACGCCAUCAACGAGCUCAAAGACCGAGUUAUAGGGAAAAAUGUCGUUGUAACUGGCGUAUCGCCUGGAGGACUCGGCACUGAGGUCGUUCGUACAAUUGCUCCUUAUGCCAAGUUGAUCUAUGUGACUGGUCGUAACAAGGAUCGUAUCCACGAGAGCAUUGUUUCCAUCAAGAAAGACGUGCCGUCGGCGAACAUCAUCCCGAUAGUAGCCGAUUUGACGUCUGUGGAGUCUAUUCGUAGUGGCGCUUGGAGAUCACAGAGCCUAUUCAUGUGGAUACUGAUAAACAACGCUGCAACGGCACUGUUCGAGACCCUCCACCGCUCCAAAGAAGGGUUCGAGGCUCAGUUCGGAGGAAAUCACCUCGGCCAUUUUCUAUUUACCAACCUCAUCUUGCCACGUCUACGCGAGGCCGCGACACCAGAGUAUCCGGCCCGUGUCGUCGUGGUCUCUAGUCUCGCCUACAGCUGGGCACAAGCUCCUGGCGGCUUUCGAUGGGAUGAUCCUGCAUUCAUCAAACGACCGGAAGAAUACGCCAAGUUCGAAGCUUAUAUGCUAAGCAAAACAGCGAACGUCCUUCAUGCUCGUGGGAUUGCGAGGAAGUUUGCAACGGACAACAUUGUCGCGUACUCUUUGUCCCCUGGCAUAGUGGAGACGAACAUGAAUUUAUCUAUUCCUUUGGAUGAACAAGUGGCCUUUGGGUUUUUGAAAGAGGAUGGUACCAAAGCCGAACAUCCACAUUGGAGGACCUUUGCUGAGGGUGUUGGAACUGAGGUCGUAGCCGCCUUAGAUCCAUCACUCCUGCCACAUAGUGGGGCCUUCCUACUAGAUAACCAGCCCGCCGCUGGAAAGGACGUGACUUCGGUAAUAACAGAUGAGAAUGCCGAAAGGUUGUGGCAACUCAGCGAGGAGCUCCUUGCUCCAUUCUAG